AUGUAUUACCAUGUAUACCCAUGUAUACCCAUGUAUAGCCAUGUAUACCCAUGUAAUGCCAUGUAUUGCCAUGUAUUACCAGGUAUAGCCAUGUACAGCCAUGUAAUGCCAUGUAUAGCCAUGUACAGCCAUAUACUACCAUGUAUAGCCAUGUAUUACCAUGUAUUGCCAUGUAUCACCAUGUAUAGCCAUGUAUACCCAUGUAAUGCCAUGUAUUACCAUGUAUUACCAUGUAUAGCCAUGUAUUGCCAUGUAUUACCAUCUAUAGCCAUGUAUUACCAUGUAUUACUAUGUAUUACCAUGUAUCGCCAUGUAUUACCAUGUAUAGCCAUGUAUAGCCAUGUAUAGCCAUGUAAUGCUAUGUAUUGCCAUGUAUUACCAUGUAUCGCCAUGUAUAGCUAUGUAUAGCCAUGUACAGCCAUGUAUUACCAUGUAUUGCCAUGUAUCACCAUGUAUAGCUGUGUAUUGCCAUGUAUAGCCAUGUAUUAACAUGCAUAGCCAUGUAUUGCCAUGUAUAGCUAUCUAGAGCCAUGUAAUGACAUGUAUAGCCAUGUAUUGUCAUGUAUUACCAUGUAUUAUUAUGUAUUACCGUGUAUUGCCAUUUAUUACCAUGUAUAGCCAUAUAUUGCCAUGUAUCGCCAUGUAUUACCAUGUACUGCCAUGUAUCGCCAUGUAUUACCAUGUAUUACUAUGUAUUACCAUGUUUUGCCAUGUAAUGCCAUGUAUUGCCAUUUAUAGCCAUGUAUAGCCAUGUAUAGCUAUGUAUACCCAUGUAAUGCCAUGUAUUGCCAUGUAUUACCAUGUAAACCCAUGUAUAGCCAUGUACACCAAUGUAAUGCCAUGAAUUGCCAUGUAUUACCAUGUAUAGCCAUGUAUACCCAUGUAAUGCCACGUAUUACUAUGUAUAGCCAUGUAUAGCCAUGUAAUUCCAUGUAUAGCUAUGAAUAGUCAUGUAUUACCAUGUAUAGCCAUGUAUUGCCAUGUACAGCCAUGUAUCACCAUGUAUUGCCAUGUAUCACCAUGUAUAGCCGUGUAUUGCCAUGUAUAGCCGUGUAUUAACAUGCAUAGCCAUGUAUUGCCAUGUAUAGCUAUCUAGAGCCAUGUAAUGACAUGUAUAGCCAUGUAUUGUCAUGUAUUACCAUGUAUUACUAUGUAUUACCGUGUAUUGCCAUUUAUUACCAUGUAUAGCCAUGUAUUGCCAUGUAUCGCCAUGUAUUACCAUGUGCUGCCAUGUAUCGCCAUGUAUUACCAUGUAUUACUAUGUAUUACUAUGUAUUACCAUGUUUUGCGAUGUAAUGCCAUGUAUUGCCAUGUAUUGCCAUGUAUCGCCAUGUAUUAGCAUGAACUGCCAUGUAUCGCCAUGUAUUACCAUUUAUUGCCAUGUAUUACCAUGUAUUUCUAUGUAUAGUGAUGUAUUACCAUGUACUACCAUGUAAUACUAUGUAUUACCAUGUAUUGCCAUGUAUAGCCAUGUUCUGCCAUGUAUUACUAUGUAUACUCAUGUAUUGCCAUGUAUUACCAUGUAUUACCAUGUAUUGCCAUGUAUAGCCAUGUAUUACUAUGUGUUACCACGUAUUGCCAUGUUUAGCCAUGUAUUGCCAUGUAUUGCCAUGUAAUACUAUGUAUUACCAUGUAUUACCAUGUAUUACCAUGUAUAGCUAUGUAUUGCCAUGUAUUGCCAUCUAUAACGAUGUAUUACCAUUUAUUACUGUGUAUUACCAUAUAUUGCCAUGUAUAGCCAUGUAUUACCAUGUAUUGCUAUGUAUAGGCAUGUAUUACCAUGUACUGCCAUGGCCAUGUAAUACUAUGUACAGCCAUGUAUUGCCAGGUAUUACCAUGUAUUACCAUGUAUUACCAUGUAUUACCAUGUAUUCCCAUGUAUAGCUUUGUAUAGCAUGUAUAGCCAUGUAUUGCCAUGUAUUACCAUGUAUUGCUAUGUAUAGUCAUGUAUUACCAUGUACUGCCAUGUGUAGCCAUGUAUACUAUGUACUGUCAUGUAUUGCCAUGUAUUACUAUCUAUUACCAUGUAUUACUAUGUUUUGCCAUGUAUAGCCUUGUAUUGCCAUGGAAUGCCAUGUAUAGCCAUGUACUGUCAUGUACAGCCACGUACUCCCAUGUAUUACAUGUAUUGCAAUGUACUGCGUGUAUAGCCAUGUAUUGCUAUGUAUUGCUAUUUAUUAACCUGUAUUGCUAUGUAUUGCCGUGUGUAGCCGUGUAUUGACCAUGCCAUGUAGUUGGAAUAAAGUCAGUGAAUUGGAAAGUCUUUUUUUUUUCUGUUACAUAGUUCAGGGGUAGCCCAAGAAAAGGCUCUUUUUCCGAAUGAAAAUGUAGUUUUUGGGGGAGGGCAACGUUCUUUCAGGAUUGUAAACGGAUACUAGUUGACAAAGAUAUUCAAGUGCCAUUCGUCACUUUAGAAAAUACCCUCGUUAAAAGUCAGCUAAGAACUUAUUGGCCCCCAAGAGCUGGGAUUUCGCCCAUAAGGCGAAAUUCCGAGGAAGCACUCUAUUAGCUCGCCCGUUUAUUACGGAAAGUACUUGCAGUUGUUAUUUAUAGUCAGUAUACCAGAAAAAAAUAUUGAUUUAUUUUAUAGAUAGGGGCCGCAAGGGAUAGGGGGUUAACGUUUUCUUUUGUUCGCGCCCGUAAGUAAGACAGAAAAUCCCGAAGGGACCACAAAUUGGUAGAUUUUUUGGUCUUACUUCGUUUACCUUUUGCGUUACGCGUUAUCAGUGACAUUUUGUGGAGCAGCUGUUUUGAAAGUUACAAUCGUUAAGCGCAGUUGAAGUUAUAAGUUUCGUAUAAUUGUGUGUAUAUAAACUUUUGAAGAGUUUGCCAGACAUGAGUUCGCAAAUAUUUGAUUGGAAACAAUUUGCCAGAAACUCUUUCUCUCCCUUUGAAUUCAUGCAAACAUUAAAUUUAAUGACAACUGAGUUGCAAUAUUUGAUAGUCGAAAGAUCCAACAAUUAUCACUUUUAAAAAAAUCUUAUCCUUUCUUUAAAGUCUUCUUCUGAUGGCUGAUAAUAAUUGGCCAGGUUUGUAGGCGCCCAGCUUCACGAGUUAGAUCUACCAACGUUUCAAAAUAGCGUACGUCGGUGUAGUUUCGGGUGUAGCCGAAUUACAUCCAGGAGUAGUUAAUAUAGAUAAUAUCGGUAUCGAUGUAAAUCGUUAGCAAUCAAGUCAUUUUUAUCGAUUGAUAACACAAAACGGUGAAAAACUAUUGAAGGAAAAUCUUUUAGCCUGAAUUUCAGACAUCCCUUCGAGAAGAAGGGAUGUCUGAAAUGCGAGAACUGACUGAUUUAACCUGAGCUGUUUUUGUUCAAAAUGAAGGGUUUUAGAGAAAAUUUGCGUGGAGAGGAUGGCGGUGAGGGGAGGGUUAAGUCCAUCACCAGGACCAAUGAAUCAAAUAGACUAUUAUAUUGUCACAGUCUGGACAUUUCAAACAUACCUCCCUAGAUUCUAUUAAUAAAUUGAUUAUUCAGUUGAAAAAUGAGUUCCUUAGUCGUUUCCUCUAAUAGUGUUAAAUUCAAAUCGGCAUUCGUACGUGCGUAAAGAACAGUGAAUAUUUCAAGAAAACAUCCAUUCAGAACCUCUUUAUUUGAACAUAUUUAUAACAAUUUUAAAGGCAUAAGAUUUAUUUAAAAAUUCAGGACAACUAAGCCGGCAAAAAUUUCAUCACUGACUCGCGCGUAAAUUCAAAGUAUGCAGGAUUGCAGAAAUAAAUCUGAAAUCUGAAAAUAGGAUUUCCUAUAGUCUCAAGUUAGCACAAUACCGUGAAAUUCAGAAAAGAAGACCCUCAAUUUAUAAACCCAUCCGAUUUUUCAUGGCAUUAUAUGGUAAUGCACGGGUAUACAUGACAAUACAUGGUAAUAGAUGGCAAUACAUGACAGUAAAUGGCUAUACAUGGCAAUACUUGGAAAGUCAAGGCAAUACAUGGUAAUACAUGGCUAUAUACAUGGCAAUACAUAGCUAUACAUGGUAAUACAUGGCGAUACACGACAAUACAUAGUAAUACAUGGCAAUACAUGGCAUCAAAUGGCUAUGCAUGGCGAUACAUGGCUAUACAUGGUAAUACAUGGCUAUACAUGGCAAUACAUGGCAAUACAUAGUAAUACAUGGAACCACAUGGCUGUACAUAGUAAUACAUGGCAAUACAUGGUAAUACAUGGCAAUACAUGGCUAUACGUAGUAACACACGGCAAUACAUGGUAAUACAUAGUAAAACAUAACAAUACAUGGCUAUACAUGGUAGUACAUGGUAAUACAUGGCUAUACAUGGCAAUACGUGGCUAUACAUGGUAAUACAUGGCGAUACAUGGUAAUACAUAGUAAUAAAUGGGAGUACAUGGCAAUACAUGGCUACACAUGGCAGUACAUGGUAAUACAUGGUUAUACAUGGCAAUACGUGGCUACACAUGGUAAUACAUGGUGAUACAUGGUAAUACAUGGCAAUACAAGGCUAUACAUGGUAAUACAUGGCAAUACAUGGUAAUACAUGGCAAUACAUGGUUAUACGUAGUAAUACACGGCAAUACAUGGUAAUACAUAGUAAAACAUAACAAUACAUGGCUAUACAUGGUAGUACAUGGUAAUACAUGGCUAUACAUGGCAAUACGUGGCUAUACAUGGUAAUACAUGGCGAUACAUGGUAAUACAUAGUAAUAAAUGGGAGUACAUGGCAAUACAUGGCUACACAUGGCAGUACAUGGUAAUACAUGGUUAUACAUGGCAAUACGUGGCUACACAUGGUAAUACAUGGUGA
Molecule: messenger RNA, 4756 nt
Organism: Porites evermanni
Lineage: Eukaryota; Metazoa; Cnidaria; Anthozoa; Scleractinia; Poritidae
Source: the annotation of a GenBank genome assembly